CACGGUUGGGGCGGCCACCACAGGACCACAGCCCUGGACGCAGCCGCAGGAAGAGACGGGGACGACGAGGGGCAGGCGCGAGGUGGCGUAGUAGCAGAAACCCUAGCAAGCGGCUAGGCCGUCACGCCGCUGUCCUCCCUCCCGGGGCGGGCAACGCGCCGCCAUGCUCGCCGCGUCGGCGCGGUGGCUGGCCACCGCCUCGUCCUUCUCUUCCUCUUCCAAGCGCGCCUGCCAGCUCGCGGCGGCGCUGAACCCGCAGAGGUGGAUACACGACAGGAACAAGAGGGCGAUGGAGCUGGUGGCCAAGGGGUGGAGCGCGCUCCAGGAGGUCGAUCGCGUCGUCGACUACGCCGACCGCAACGACAAGCGCCUGAUCCCGCUUCUCAGGGGUGCUAAAGAGAAUUUUGAGCUGGCUUUAGAGAUCGACAAUAUGAAUACUCAUGCGAGAUAUUGGUUGGGAAAGAUGCAUUUCAAGUACCAUGUUCCCGGUGCUUGUAAGGCGAUUGGAGCUGCUUUAUUGGUUGAAGCUGCAAACAUGGGCGAUCCAGAUGCACAGUAUGAACUUGGAUGUCAACUAAGAAUUGAGAAUGACUAUGUUCAGUCGGAUCAGCAGGCUUUCCAUUAUAUUGAGAAAGCUGUUGACCAGCUGCACCCUGGUGCUUUAUAUCUUCUAGGUUCUGUAUAUCUAACUGGGGACUGUGUUAAGAGGGAUAUAGCUUCAGCAAUGUGGUGUUUUCAUAGAGCUUCAGGGAAGGGACAUGCUGGAGCUGCCAUUGCAUAUGGAUCCCUGCUUCUUAAAGGUGCUGAAGUACCUGAAGUGAUUACUAGGUUCAACUCAGGUAAGAGUCCAUCAACUGGGAAGAUGCGAAAACGGACCGUCCAGCAGGACCCGAUAAAGCUGGCAAAGGAGCAGUUUCAAAUUGCAGCCGAGGCUGGAUGUGAUCUCGGUUUGCGGUGGUUGAAGAGGCUUGGAGAUUAUGAAAACCAAGAAGAAAAGCUAAAGCAAAUCUAGCAAUGACCCCCUCUCAUCGCAUUUUUUGCAUUGAUGUACAUUGUAUUGCGGCUGUUGCACGCAUAUAUACCUUCAAGAAGCAUUCUGCUUUGCACAAUGUAGAAACUAGAAAGCUAUUCGAUUCUAGGAUGUUCAGCUCUACUAAACUUGAAGGCAAAGACAGUCUGAAAUUUUGAUCUCUA
Messenger RNA from Phragmites australis (common reed), 1194 nucleotides. RefSeq lists its product as uncharacterized. Gene Ontology annotation, molecular function: protein binding. NCBI's taxonomy places the organism in Eukaryota, Viridiplantae, Streptophyta, Magnoliopsida, Poales, Poaceae. The record is from RefSeq and is a predicted model, not a curated record. Bases 164 to 1012 code for a protein of 282 amino acids. The transcript has 8 exons.